AUGGGUGGUUCUCUAUUCACUAAAUAUUUUGUGUAUCUCAUUCUUUUUUCGUUAUUCUUUUACUCUUUUGCUAAAUUUAAUGAGCAGGAAUCAAAGGCUUUGCUUGCUCUCAAAGCCAUGUUUAAUGACGCUUUUUUGCAUGGAAACUGGACUGGCAUUCAUUGCUUCAAAAAUGACCCUCCUCGAUGGUAUGGCAUUCAAUGUGUUAACGGUAACGUUACCGGAAUUAUUCUACAAGGGAUGAGUCUCCAAGGGAUAGUAAAUUCUGAUGCAUUCAUGAAGCUUCCUGAAUUGACAAUCUUGAGCCUCAACAACAACUCAAUAUCAGGAAAUAUAAUGGACUUCUCUUCAAACCACAACUUGAAGGAUGUUGAUCUUUCAGCUAACAGCUUUUCCGGGACAAUUUCAACUUCUCUAUUGAGUAAUAGUAUCCUCGAGUCAUUGCAGCUUCAGGAUAACAAAUUGACAGGCGCAAUUCCCCCUUUUAAUCAGUCUAGCCUCAAAGUUUUUAACGUCUCCAACAAUAAUCUCAGCGGCGAAAUCCCCAAGACUCCAACUCUUCAAUCAUUUAACAGUACUUCCUUUUCUAAAAAUCCUCAGUUAUCGGGUCCGCCAUCCUCUAAUCCCUGCAACUUUAGCGAAAAGGAUUCACAAACUCCUAGUAAUGAUAAAGAUUCUCCCAAGUCAGACUUUCCGAAAUCUUUCCUGAUUCUUAUUGUGGUGGCUGGUUUGAUAGGAAUAAUUUCAUUUACCAUAUUUUACUGUUACAAUAAAGCAAGGAAUAGGGAACCGGUGAAGAAGGAAGAGGAUGAUGAAUUGGAAGAAUAUGUGGUUGAAGAAGAAGAAGCGAAAGUCGAAAGGAAGGCAGAUACAGGUAAAGACAAAGUAGUCGUUGGAGGUGAUCAAGAGAAGAAAGGAGGUCUGAUAUUCCUGGUGGGUGAAGCAGGAUUUGAACUGAAUGAUCUUCUGAAAGCCUCAGCUGAGGAAUUGGGGAAGGGAAUUUUUGGUAAUACUUACAAGGCUAAACUUGAAGGCAGAACAGCUGUUGUUGUAAAACGCUUAAGGGACUUAAAACCAAUGAGCAAUGAAGAAUUCACAAAGCAGCUACACAUGAUUGCCAGUUAUAAGCACGCAAAUUUGCUUCCCAUUCUUGCUUAUUGCUAUUCCAAGGAAGAGAAAUUGCUGGUUUUCAAAUACGCAGAAAAUGGAAACCUCUUCAACCGAAUUCAUGGAGGGGUUCCAAGUCAGAAGCGAAUUCCAUUUAAAUGGAGCUCAAGAUUAUUGGUUGCAAAAGGCGUGGCAAGAGCCUUGGAGUAUCUUCACAUUAAUACGAGGUGGCAAGGCAUUGUUCCUCAUGGCAAUGUAAAGCCCUCCAACAUUCUUCUUGAUGAAGAAGAAAGAGUUCUUGUUUCAGACUAUGGUUUUUCUUCAUUAGUGGCACAUCCCAUUGUGGUUCAAAGAAUGGUUUCAUACAAAUCACCAGAAUAUCAAACUAGCAAAAAGAUUUCUAAAAAAUCUGAUGUUUGGAGUUAUGGUUGCCUUCUUUUAGAACUCUUGACUGGAAGAAUUUCAGUUCAUUCUGCCCCACCUGGAAUCAAAGGUGUGGAUCUCACUAGUUGGGUUAUUCGAGCUGUGAGGGAAGAAUGGACGGCUGAGAUAUUCGACCCUGAGAUAUCAGUACAGGGAAGCGCUGGCCACGGGAUGCUAAAACUCCUACAAAUUGCAAUACAUUGCUGUGAUAAGUCUCCCGAGAAACGGCCGGAGAUGGGUGAGGUGGUGGGACAAGUGGAAAACAUAAGAUUUGUUGAAUCAGAAAAUGAAGAAGAUUCAGUGGAUCAAUCCUUCACAGAUGAAUCUAUAUCAACCAAUGCCUCAAGAUAG
Mangifera indica (mango) is the source of this 1881-nucleotide messenger RNA. RefSeq names its product probable inactive receptor kinase At2g26730. The transcript has 2 exons. NCBI's taxonomy places the organism in Eukaryota, Viridiplantae, Streptophyta, Magnoliopsida, Sapindales, Anacardiaceae. Bases 1 to 1881 code for a protein of 626 amino acids. Gene Ontology annotation, molecular function: protein kinase activity; ATP binding; protein binding. The record is from RefSeq and is a predicted model, not a curated record. Gene Ontology annotation, biological process: protein phosphorylation.